Parnassius apollo (apollo) is the source of this 891-nucleotide messenger RNA. Lineage: Eukaryota; Metazoa; Arthropoda; Insecta; Lepidoptera; Papilionidae. The record is from the annotation of a GenBank genome assembly.
AUGAUUAAACAACAUCAAUAUAAGGCCAGUCAAAUAAUGAGGGAGAUAGCUGCUCCAAUACUUUGUAGCAACGGGGUAUUAAGUUUUAAUUUCUCUGAGCUUAAAGAAGGUAAUAAUGAGUUUGAGAAUGGCGUAGUCUUUAGAAGAGGUGACUACUUUUACACUGCAGAACAUUGUGUUGACGAGGAAACAAAAAAGAAGAAUAGAUGCAUGAGAGAUGUGUGUACAAACGACCCGACAGUAAUAGUUGGCUCAGAUCUAAUUGAAAUUAUUGGUAUUGAAUUGGGAAAAGGAAAAUCAGGUUACGUUGUAGUUCAAGAUAACAAACAUUUGUUAUUCCAGUAUAUGAAAGGGAAAUACAGUUUAGAGUAUACAUCAACUGCAAUUGAUGAAGUUGAUGAUGAGGGUAUAGAUGAUAAUUUUAGAACAUUCGCAACAGAAAACCACGAAUUUGUAAAAUAUUUAGGCCAAACAUUUGUCGAUUAUUUCUUAAAAUUAGAGAUACAGUUUAUGGAGUUCACAUCAAGUAAUUUUGAAGAGCUUAAUCAAGACAAUAAGGAAAGUUUAGCAUUAUUAAUACAACAAUUAUAUGAAAAAGGCGACAAGGUUGAGAAACUUGAACCACCAAGGUUCAAUGAGGUUCAAUUUACUAGUAACUAUAUAAGUGAACUAAAGGAACUAAUAGAUAAUUUCAAUACCAAUUUUGAACAGUACAUAAACGAAACACACAACUACAUAAACAAAAAUCACACCGUAAGAAUACAAAAAAUCAUUACAUUAAAUAGCAACUUCUGGGAUGAUCAUUCAUAUAGAGUGCUAGUUAUAAUAUCAUUAAGACGCUGUAAACCUUUGAAAUGUCAUAUUGAAAAGGAUGUUGUAAUAGCAACUUAG